AUGCUUCACGAAGCGACGACAUCAAGCGCGAUCGAGAAUUCCCUUGAAUCCAACGAAACGAAUACGUCAAAUGAAAACAAUGUCGUUUCACAUUUAAUUACGAAAACAACAUUUGACAAAUCUCGUGUUCUAUUAGCUACCGCGCGGAUUCAGGUGUGUUCUUCGUCUGGUCGCACCGACGUCAUACGCGCAUUGUUAGAUCAAGGAUCUGUCACUAGUUUAAUUAGUGAAAAUCUCGCUCAACGGCUACGGUUAUCGCGAAUACACGUUGCUGUCUCGGUUACCGGAAUCGGUGAAACGCAAUCCGUCGCACGACAUGCUGCUCUUAUUUCGGUAUCAUAUAAGACCGGCCAGGGUCCGUCAUACUCAACGACCGCAAUUAUUAUGCGCUCUCUGACUAAAUACACGCCGCCUAAAAUAGCAUAUCAAAUCUCUCUCGCUCAUUUAAGCGGCCUGCCAUGGGCUGAUCCGCAGCCCUCAAGUGCCGAUCCGAUCGAAAUGAUCAUCGGCGCUGAUCUAUACGGUGCUGUUCUGUUACCGGGCCUGUGCUCAGGUUCCUCUAAUCAGCCAACAGCACAGAAUUCCAUUUUCGGCUGGAUCAUGUCUGGUCCGAUUUCGACGAGUUCGUCUUCAAACAUGUCUAACGUGACAGUUAAUCAUACCACGUUGCACGACAAUCUCGAUGACGAAAUUCGUCAGUUCUGGGAAGUCGAAGAACUUCCGCAAGUAUCAUACCUCACUCCUGAGGAACAACGUUGUGAGGAACAUUUCCGAGCAACUCAUUCUCGUGACUCGAAUGGACGGUACGUCGUACGGCUACCGUUCAAAGCCAAUCCUCCGAUUGCAAUAGGCGAAUCUCGUCACAUCGCCUCAUCACUUCUUUCACGGCUUGAAGGCCGUCUUCAAAAUAAAAGGGAUAUCGCAUCCGAAUAUCGAGAGUUCCUACUGGAAUACGAAAAUCUCGGUCAUAUGAAGAAAGUAGACGAACCCGUCUCUGCUUCACAAUCAGUUUACAUCCCGCAUCAUGCGGUGAUUCGCGAGCAUAGCAGCACCACGCGGUUGCGCGUCGUGUUCAAUGCAUCUCAGUCGACAUCGAACGGCUCUUCACUUAACGAUCAUCUCAUGAUCGGUCCUAAGUUACAAACCGACCUUCGUUCGGUAAUUCUUCGAUGGCGACAACAUCGUUAUGUUUUCACUGCCGAUAUCGCAAAAAUGUAUAGGCAGAUUCAAGUCGAUCCGCGCGAUCAAGACUAUCAGCGCAUCUUAUGGCGCUCUUCAUCAUCCGAAGCGGUGCAAGACUACCGCUUGCUUACUGUUACUUACGGUAUGGCGUGUGCUCCAUACCUCGCUCUUCGCACGAUUCAGCAAUUGACGCAAGACGAAGGCGCUCAAUUUCCUCUUGCUCAAUCAGUUUUACGCAAUCAAAUCUAUGUAGAUGAUUGCAUCUUCGGCGCGGAUGACAAGCCGCUUGCAAGGCAAAUCCGCAAUCAAUUAAUUUCAUUGUUACAAAAAGGUGGAUUCCUCCUCCGUAAGUGGGCAAGCAACUGCCCUACGUUACUCAACGACCUACCGGUCAAUGAAAAGAGUCUCAGUCAAGGCAAAAUUCUGCAAAGCGACGAAAGUUUCAAAGUCUUAGGCGUCACGUGGCUCCCUGCUACCGAUACAUUUCAAUUCUCAGUCGAAGUUACCACGUCGAUCCCAGAUUCUAAACGGAAAAUUCUGUCUACUAUAGCAAAAUUAUUUGACCCGCUCGGGUGGCUUGCUCCGGUCAUAAUUACUGCUAAAAUUAUCAUGCAACAAUUAUGGGCUACUAAGUGUUCGUGGGAUGAUCCAAUUCCACCCCCUCUCAUGCAAAAAUGGAACAAUUAUCACACGCAGCUAAUUAAACUGCGUAAUAUCUCUUUGCCACGAUGGACUGCCUUCGGUUCCGACACAAGUCACUGUGAGCUUCACGGCUUCGCUGACGCAUCGUCCGUCGCAUACGCCGCUGUCAUAUAUCUUAAAGUGAUCUCGCUCAUGGGAUCAGUUACUAUUUCGCUAUUAAUAGCAAAAUCCAAAGUCGCGCCUCUUAAGCCCUUGACAAUUCCAAGACUCGAACUAUGCGCUGCUGCGCUUUUAGCACGAACAAUGUCGUUUGCCCGAACGACAUUAGAAUUUUCGACAAUUCCAUGUCAUUGCUGGACGGAUUCAACCGUCACUCUCUCUUAG
Messenger RNA from Cyphomyrmex costatus, 2208 nucleotides. RefSeq lists its product as uncharacterized. NCBI's taxonomy places the organism in Eukaryota, Metazoa, Arthropoda, Insecta, Hymenoptera, Formicidae. The transcript has a single exon. Bases 1 to 2208 code for a protein of 735 amino acids. The record is from RefSeq and is a predicted model, not a curated record.